AUGCCUUCUUCCAUCAGCCGAAUUCAUAAGCGCCAUGCUUACAGCAAGAAUGCACACACUUAUUACCCGGUUCUCAUAGUAGGUGCUGGAGAGUCGGGGGUUGCCAUGGGCUGCCGGCUCAAAGAGGUUCUGGGGACAGACCAGUUCCGAAUAUUCGAACGUCAGUCCGGUAUUGGAGGUACCUGGUGGAUCAAUAGGUAUCCGGGAGUCGCUUGCGACAUACCAGCAACAUUCUAUUCCUUCUCCUUUGCUCAGAAAAAGGACUGGUCCACACUCCAUCCAUCUGGUCCAGAACUCGCACAAUAUAUGGCAGAUGUCUGCGAGAGAUAUCAAAUUGUGGACAAGAUUCAGUUGAAUACGGAUGUGAAGGAACUUCGAUGGAUCGAGGAUGACGAGGAAUGGGAGGUUACGCUCUCGCACCUUGUCCCUGGAACCGGUGAUCUAGCUCAGCACGAACGAGAUCGAAUUGCAGCUCAGGAAGGUCAUCACAAAAUCUAUGUCAAGACAGAAAUUGUGCGAGCCAAGGUGGUCGUCAGUGGUGUCGGCGGGUUGGUAGAACCCAAGACAUGGCCGAAGGACAUCCCAGGUAUUGAGGAAUUCGAAGGUGAGAUCAUGCAUACGGCUCGCUGGAACGACCGGAUUGAUUUGGAGGACAAGAAUGUCAUCGUGAUUGGUUCCGGCUGCAGCGCCGCGCAGGUAGUGCCCGAGCUGGCCAGGCCAGUGGCCAAUGUUCGAUCUAUUACUCAACUCAUGCGGACUCCUCCGUGGGUCCAGCCUGAUAUAAUCCCUCCCAAGUAUCUCCCCUUAUACGAGAAAUGGUCGCCUACAUUCAUGACCCAUGUGCCUGGACUGGCGUCGUUCAUACGAAGGGUUGCUUUCUUCAUGCUGGAGAAAAAUUUCUACGAGAUGUUCACAGACACUGCAUGGGGCCGAAGAGCACGGCCGCAGCUAGAGAAGAAGUUUUUGGACCACAUGCGCCAACUUGCGCCAGAGGAAUACCACGAGAUCUUGACGCCGAACUACAGCCUCGGCUGUAAACGACGGAUCAUCGACGGCACCUGGUAUCGCAGUCUCAAUGCCCCAAAUGUGGAGCUGACUACUCAGCCUCUGACAAGGGUCAAUGCGAAGAGCGUGACUCUUGGUCCAGGCCGCCACUAUCCACCCCACAAGUCGGACGACGCCGUUGAGACCAGGGAGAUUCCCGCCGAUGUGAUCAUCAUGGCCAAUGGCUUCGAAACCAACCAAUGGCUGCACCCGCUAGAGGUGAUUGGCAGGGAGGGCAGGAAUCUUGAAGAGGUCUGGGCAGAGCGCGGAGGCGCCCAGGCAUACCAGGGCAUCGCAAUGGAUUCUUUCCCAAACUUCUUUAUUCUUUUCGGUCCGAACACGGUAACAGGGCACACCAGUGUUAUUUUCGCGACAGAGAACGCAGUAAACUACUCUUUGAAGUUUAUCAAGCCGAUCUUGAAUGGACAGGUUAGCUCAUAUGAAGUAAAGGAGGAUGCUGAGCGUGGAUGGACUCAGCAGGUGCAGGAUGCGCUUCAGCAGAGUGUGUUCCGUCGUGGGGCGUGCUCUAGCUGGUAUAUCACUGCCGAUGGUUGGAAUUCAACCACAUAUCCAUUCACUCAGAUUCACUAUUGGCUGCGUUGCACGUUCCCCGUGUGGCGGCAUUGGACUGCGCGCCUCACGAGAAAGGGGCGGAUUUUGCGAGGUGUCCGGAAAACACUCCAGGGAUCUGUCGUUUUUGGUCUCGUUGCUGCCUUUGGCUUCCUGCGCCAGAAUCCUGAACAAAGGGCUCGUAAGCUGAAUCUGGGGAAACCCCGCGAGAGAGGAAUUUCUCCGCACUUCGACGCCGGUAUCUCCCUCCGGCUACUCAUUGAGUCGCUUCAAUAUUCUGCAGGUCAUGGCUUCAGAGUCACCUCAGCUAGAGAUGUCACCGCCGCAACCAGACCCCCGCGAUCAGUCCAUCGGUGCGUCCGAUUCCAACAAGAGAAGGCGGAACAAGGCAACGGAACACAGGCGCGCACAAAGCGGAAUCGCUACAUCUCCAUUGCAUGUAAUGAAUGCAAGCGGCGUAAGAUCAAGUGCAAUGGCCAGAUGCCUUGUCAACGGUGUGGUCACCUGAAUUUGGAAUGUCGCUAUGCGCCUAAUUGUUGUAAUAACAACUUCAAGGAUUCGGAUGAGUUCCGGUCGAUGACAGAUCAGAUCACCACUUUACAAGAGCAAGUCAAUAGCUUGUUCACCAAUCUCAAUGACCUUCGUACUCAAAGACCAGCCUUUGAGUCACCAGGGUUUGAGCAUCCCUCUCGCGAUGGGUCUCAAUCGGUCUACACUCCAAUGCAAGCCGGCCUAGCAAAGCCGCGAGCCCGGCAUCCACGCUUCCAUGGUCCAACAAGCUCAGCCUUCAAUUUUGACGUGGCCAAAUCCAGCUUACAGAAUAUGGGUAUUACCCCAGCGGAAGAUGGAAUCCCAGACGACUUGACCACCGCACAUGUUUCUCCGACUGGCUCCCCGGCUCCCCAUCUGGGACAGCUUCUUCCAAUCACGCACCCUACCAAGGAUCCAAUAUGGACGAUUCCGCGUGAAGAGGCAAUACGUCUUUGUAAGGUUUACGAGGAAGAGAUUGGGAUCAUGUAUCCUGUGGUGGAUAUCGCCAAGGUUACCACCCAGGCUAAUCUGCUCUACACAUUCAUAGAGGCUGCUACCAGGACAGGCUUUGCGCAACGGGGCUUUCCAGGUUGUGAUGGUCUUCACGAUGAAAGCUCGAUUAUUCUUAAAUUGAUUCUCGCAACCACGCUGGUCGUGGAAGGGGGCGGUCAAAGUGAACUUGGGCAGCGGCUCUACUUGGAUGUUAAGCCAUUUAUAGAAUCAAAGUUAUGGGAGUCUCAUACCAUCAAAACUAUCCAGCUCUUUGCUAUUGUGGCCACAUACCAUUACCAUACAGAUGAUGACGCCAUGGCUUAUCGGCUUAUUGGAUUGGCGGCAAGAAUGUGCUUAGAGAUGGGAUUGCACCGCCGGGAUGCUUUGGUGAAAUCGUUCCCAGAUGAGGUGCAGUGGGACGAGAUCAUUCGACUAUUCUGCUCCAAGAUCUGGUACUCUGGUUUGGGCUCCGAAGGCACCACUGACAUCCGUCGUGAUGAAAUCGGCUAUCUGGAUUACCAAAUCCUACAGUGCGAAAACGUAAGCAGAGGCAUGAGGCGGCUCAGGGUCCUCUUGUACCUGCGGAUGAACCAGCUACGCAUCCUGAUAUAUCGCCCUGUGCUCCACUCUCCUGCCAGCAUUGCCGAAGAUCGAGGCCACGCCCAGACUGUUGUGGAAAUAGCCAAAGACACAGUCCGUGUCCUAACUCGGCUAAACCAGAUGUCCGAUAUUUACCGGACACAGCAAAUAACGUUCAACUACUUCCUAGUUGCUGCGUUGGCGGUGCUGUUCUUAGCAGUCUCCCAUGCUCCGGUCGACUUCAACCGACAAGUCCGCGAUGAAUUUUACAUGGCGCUCGACUUGGUCAACGGGUUCAGUACCAAGUCCUACGUCUCCAAGCGGUUAUGGAAGACAAUCAAGGGCCUACGAAAAAUAGGCGAGAAACUUGGCGUUCUCGCCCGUCCUUUUGGGCCAGACUCAAGUGAUCCUCAUUCAAGUGCUGCGGUGGCCAUGGCCGGGCUCGCCGGACAUCCAAUCCAGGAUCUGUCUAUGUAUGGACCCAUGAAUGGUGGGAACGAACUCGGAAAUAGUCCUCUCAAUGGACUCCAGAUGAGCCAAGAGUUAACAAACCUGUUUGAGGCUGUUGGCGCUUUUGGUAAUUUCAUGCCUAACACUUCGAGUGAUGGUAUUAGUGGCUUCGUGGGGCCGGAUGGGGAAAUUCAGAACACCGGCGAAGGCUUAUCGGGGGUUUUGGGUGAUGAGGGAGAGUUUGCUCGAGUCAUUCGGGACUUGUUUUGA
Molecule: messenger RNA, 3936 nt
Organism: Penicillium mononematosum
Lineage: Eukaryota; Fungi; Ascomycota; Eurotiomycetes; Eurotiales; Aspergillaceae
Exons: 10
Coding region: 1-3936 (1311 amino acids)
Biological process (GO): DNA-templated transcription; regulation of DNA-templated transcription
Molecular function (GO): zinc ion binding; flavin adenine dinucleotide binding; NADP binding
Source: RefSeq, a predicted model, not a curated record